Messenger RNA from Achroia grisella, 1153 nucleotides. RefSeq names its product trimethyllysine dioxygenase, mitochondrial (gene Tmlh). Bases 1 to 1116 code for a protein of 371 amino acids. Lineage: Eukaryota; Metazoa; Arthropoda; Insecta; Lepidoptera; Pyralidae. Gene Ontology annotation, molecular function: trimethyllysine dioxygenase activity; iron ion binding. Gene Ontology annotation, cellular component: mitochondrion. The record is from RefSeq and is a predicted model, not a curated record. The transcript is spliced from 8 exons. Gene Ontology annotation, biological process: carnitine biosynthetic process.
AUGACUGCUAUUCAGAGAGCGAAGAUUAUAGAAAGAGCGCUGGAGAUCCAAUUAGUAGAAGCGAACUCUAUAAAGUUUGAAGAUUGUUGGCUUAGAGAUCAUUGUAGAUGUACUUCUUGUUACCACGCUGACACGUUCCAACGGGCUAUACACAUUUUGGAAAUACCGGAUUCUAAAAUUGUGUCCAUGGAGUACGACGAGACACAAAUCACAAUUAUAUGGGAUGACGACCACAAAUCGGUUUACGAAGCAAGUUUCUUAGCACAGUUCGAUUAUACAAAGUGGAGUGAUGGACGUAAACUCAAACCAAUAUAUUGGCAUGGCGAUGAAAUUGCUGGCAAAGUAACGAGAAUAAAUGUCGACAAGUUUCUUAACACUACGGAUGGAGCUAAAAGAGUGUUUCAGUCGCUUUUAGACUACGGAGUUGCUUUAAUAGAAGAGGUUGACGCAACCCUUGAAGCUACUGAAGUAGUCUGCAAAGCCUUAGGUGGAGUACAACACACAAUCUUUGGAGGCAUGUGGAAGUUUACCACGAGAGCAGACCACGCUGACACCGCUUAUACAAAUUUACCACUUGCACUCCACAAUGACAGUACAUACUUUACAGAAUCGACAGGAUUACAGAUUCUUCAUUGUCUUGAGCAUUCCAACGGAGAAGGUGGGGAAACUACUUUAGUUGAUGGUUUUUAUGGAGCAAAUCGUUUACGAUCUGAAAUUCCGGCUGAUUACACUUUCCUGACUACUUUCAAUAUUGAAGCGGAAUAUUUAGAGGACGGGCAUCACCACAAAUAUUCAGCGCCCAUCAUCAAGACUGACACUAAAAGUGGAGAUUUGGUGCAGAUCAGGUAUAACGUGUAUGACCGUUCGUCGAUGGCGUUUGCUAGCAGCGAUGAAUGUAGAUCCUACUACCGAUCACUCAGGAGCCUGGGCCGCUACUAUGAAGAUACUAAGAACCAGUGGCAGUUCAAAUUGAAACCAGGUACAGUGAUGGUAAUAGACAACUUUCGAGUACUUCAUGGCAGGACUGGAUUCACAGGCACGAGGAUAUUAGGUGGUAGUUAUGUGUCACGAUCUGAUUGGCUGGACAGAGCACGUGUCUUAGGUCUCAUCCAGUAAUAGACUACCUAAUUUAUGAAAUCAUAAGUUCUAUUCA